Punctularia strigosozonata HHB-11173 SS5 is the source of this 1416-nucleotide messenger RNA. RefSeq names its product kinase-like protein. Gene Ontology annotation, biological process: protein phosphorylation. The record is from RefSeq and is a predicted model, not a curated record. The transcript has 6 exons. NCBI's taxonomy places the organism in Eukaryota, Fungi, Basidiomycota, Agaricomycetes, Corticiales, Punctulariaceae. Gene Ontology annotation, molecular function: protein kinase activity; ATP binding. The coding region runs from base 1 to 1239 and encodes 412 amino acids.
AUGGACUUUGCCCGCCCUCCUGCUGAGGAUGUGUAUGAGAGGCUUGAUACCUUCUUUCCGGAGCAUAAUCUCGAUGAACCGGUCAUUGAAGCACCAUCUGGAGGCACGUCGCCUACGUCUGUCGAGAACCCGGCCAUUCCCAUGUUGCCUGCUUCAGCCUCCUCCAAACAAUUCCGUCACAAGAAGUCUAUCAGAGUAGUUGCUGCAGAGCAUAAGCGCCGAAUCGACCGUACUUCACGCAUGCAAGCUACUUCUUCCUCUGCUAAUGAUAUGUUACGGAAGAGAAGUACAAAGCUGUGGGGGAGCAAAUUGGAAGAGGUCACACCAGCCCAGGGACAGUCCAUGAUAACCGUUCCCGAGUCGCCUACCACUGCUGGACCCAAACCCAUCUUCAAAUGGGUGCGCGGAGAACUGAUCGGGAGAGGUACCUACGGACGCGUCUACCUAGCGUUGAACGCUACUACUGGUGAAAUGAUUGCGGUCAAGCAAGUGGAAAUACCACGCACGCUCAGCGAUAAGGAGGACACCCGGCAGGUCUCUGUAGUGGAAGCGCUGAAGUCUGAAAGCGAGACACUUAAGGACCUCGACCAUCCCCACAUCGUGCAAUACCUCGGGUUCGAAGAGACUCCGAGCUUCCUUAGCAUCUUCCUUGAAUACGUUCCGGGUGGAUCCAUCGGCAGCUGCCUACGAAAGCAUGGCAAGUUUAACGAAGAUGUGACAAAAUCCUUCACGGAGCAGAUACUAAAUGGCCUGGAAUACCUUCAUUCAAGAGGCAUCCUCCACCGAGAUCUGAAGGCCGAUAAUAUCCUUGUUGAGACUUCCGGGGUAUGCAAGAUCUCCGAUUUUGGGAUCUCAAAGCGCACGGACGAUAUGAACGCUGGCGCAGCGUUCACGGCCAUGCAAGGGACUGUCUUCUGGAUGGCUCCAGAAGUUGUAAAGACCGGAAAACAAGGUUACAAUACCAAGAUCGACAUCUGGAGCGUUGGAUGCGUUGUCCUCGAAAUGUGGGCCGGUCGGCGACCAUGGAACGAGGAGGAAGCGGUUGCGGUCAUGUUCAAGCUUUAUGGGAAGGAGGCGAGCCCUCCUGUUCCCGCCGACGUUGUGCUAUCUCCUCUUGCUGACGACUUCCGCCUCAAAUGCUUUGCAAUUAAUCCGGAUGAGCGGCCCCCGGCCGCCGAAUUGCGCCUGCACCCGUACCUUAAACUUCCCCCGAACUGGGUGUUUCAGGGUUUCAAAUAGGUCUUCUUUCAUCCAUUACUCGGACCUACGGUUUCCUGACAUCACUCGUUUCCCCACCACUAUUUUGUCUGUAUGCGACUCAUCACCUUUGUCAUCGUCUUUGGAUACUACAUCUUUGCACGCGUAUAUUACUCACAGCGCACGUCGUCCGGUUUGACCCAUGUACUACACUCUAAU